AUGGCUAAUAGUAGUUCAAAUAAAUUACCAGUAUCUGGAACUGUUAUCUAUGAUUCUGGUAACGAUACACCAACUACAAGGAAACGAGCUGUAAUACCAACUGGUGGAGUAAGUGUAGCGGAACGUGCACGUUUGUUUGGUUCACAAAUAACAAAUUCAUCAACAAUUAAAAAUUCUAAUUUAUCAAAUCAACAUGAACAACGAUUACCACCACCACAUAAUAAUAGAUCAACAAAAUCAAAUGUUGUUCAUUAUGAUCGAAACUAUCAAUCAACUAAAACAAAUGUUGAUCGACGUCCACAACAAGAUACAUCUUAUUCUACUUCACAAAGAACACUGAAUAAUCGUCAACAACCUGUUCAAAUUAAUGGUAGAAAACAACAUGAACAAUCAUCAUCACAUGAUUCACGUCAUUAUUCAUCAGUUUCACGAUCACACGGUCAUCAUCAACAUUUAUCACCAUCAAAUCGUCGACCAUUGACUACUCAUGAUAAACAUCGAUAUGACAUUCCACAAAAACAACGACAUAAUAGAAUAAGUCCAACUCGAAUAAUAAUAUCCGGUGAAUCAUAUAUACUUGAUGAUAAGGCUUAUGAUGAUCCUUAUCUUGAUUUAUAUAAUAAACAAAAUAAAACAUCAGAUUAUCAACAACAAUCUAAUAAUAUUCCUUAUCAAUCAUCAAAUUAUUUUCAACCAAUAAAAGAUCCAUUAGAAGAAAUGUUUGUGAAUUCAACACAAGGAUAUUUUUCUGAACAAAUACCUAUGAAAAAUUAUAUUAAUACGAAUAGUAUACAACCAUUUGAACUAGGAAAUUUAAUUCAUCGUAUUCAACAAGAUUAUAUGGAUAAUGUACGACCAUAUGUAUCAAGUAUAGAAUAUAUUGAAACGAAUCAAAAUUUUGCUGAUAUUGGUUAUAUAACACCAACUACUUCUCGAAGAGAUUAUACAAGACGAACUAAUGAUCUCUAUCGUCAAAAAGUACCAUCAAGUCAUUAUGAUAUUAUUGAUAUGAAUGAUUCUAAUCCAUAUAUAAGAAAACCUUCACAAUAUCGACAUAAUGAUAAUCAACAUUCAUCAAUACCAAGAAAAUAUCGAAGACGAUAUCAUGAUCAAGCAUCAUCUCCUAUUCAUACUGUAGAAACUUCGAACAAAAUUAAUAAACAACAUAAAACCGAACUUUCACCUGCUGCUGUUGUUCCAAAAGCAUCUACACAAAAAACGACAAGUUCAGGUGAAGAAGAAGAAUCAACAACAAAAAAAGAAAAACCAACGGAAUCAGAAACUUCAUCUGAAUCAUCAUCGGAAUCGGAAGAUGAAUCUGAAAAAAAUACAUCAAAACAACCGUCUUCUCAACCUGUUAAUGGAACAGUUUCUAACUCAAUUACAACUGGAACUUCAGCAGCACAACGUAAUGACAUCACUCGUCCAACAUUACCAAAUCAAACUGCAUCUAAUGCAGCUCAAAUUCAAGCAAAUAAAUAUGAGGUUGAAGCAAGUACAUCAGAUGAAUCUGACUCAGAUACAUACACUGAUAGUGAUGAUGAUGAUGAUGAAGAAGAAGAAGAACCAAAACCUUCAUCAAAUAUUCGAACAACACCAGCUACAUCACAGACAAAUACUCGAACAAAUAAUCUUCGAACAACACCCGCUACAUCACAAACAAAUACUCGAACAAAUAAUCUUCAAACAACACCGACUACAUCACAAACAAAUACUCGAUCAAAUAAUCUUCGAACAACAUCCACUACACCGCAAAGAAAUGCUCAAUUAAUUCAACAACGACCAAUUGAUGAUAAUUAUAAUACAUAUGGACCUCCUCAAUCACCUAAUUUAGGUACGAAUGAAUUUUUUAAAUUAGGAGAUUCUGGAAAAUCAUCAUUUGGUGGCAAAUUAAAGAACUCGAUAAAAAAUACAUUUCGUCGAAACAAAUCCUAA
Messenger RNA from Rotaria sp. Silwood1, 1935 nucleotides. NCBI's taxonomy places the organism in Eukaryota, Metazoa, Rotifera, Eurotatoria, Philodinida, Philodinidae. The record is from the annotation of a GenBank genome assembly.